Mobula hypostoma (lesser devil ray) is the source of this 3914-nucleotide messenger RNA. It is a transcript of the gene zmynd19, whose product is annotated as zinc finger, MYND-type containing 19. The record is from RefSeq and is a predicted model, not a curated record. The transcript has 6 exons. Gene Ontology annotation, cellular component: cytoplasm; synapse; membrane. Lineage: Eukaryota; Metazoa; Chordata; Chondrichthyes; Myliobatiformes; Myliobatidae. Bases 53 to 736 code for a protein of 227 amino acids.
GCCGGUGUCCGUACGCGUGUCGGAGGCUCGGUGGACGGGGAGCGCAGGAGCCAUGUCGGACUUCAAGCUGGGGAUCGUGCGGCUUGGUCGGGCAGCCGGCAAGACUAAGUACACACUAAUAGAUGAGCAAGACAUCCCACUGGUGGAAAAUUAUACCUUUGAGGCUCGGAUGGAAAUUGAUGCUGAUGGAAAUGGUGCAAAAAUAUUUGCGUAUGCAUUUGACAUUAGCAAGCGACGAGGCUCUGGGCGUCCUCUGCAUGAGCUGCUCUGGGAGCGGCACAGAGGAGGGAUAGCACCACGCUUCCAGGUGGUUCACAUCAAUGCUGUCACAGUGGACAAUCGACUGGACAACCUCAAGCUUGUCCCCAUAGGUUGGAGGCCAAAGGCGGAAGAGAUCUCCAGUAAACAAAGGGAACAGAGUCUGUAUUGGCUGGCUAUCCAACAGGUGCCUGCAGACCCCAUUGAGGAGCAAUUCCCUGAGUUGAACCUCACACGUUACUACAAUGCCAAUGGUGACAUUGUGGAGGAUGAAGAGGAUUCUUGCACAUAUUAUGAGUGCCAUUAUCCACCAUGCACUAUGAUGGAAAAACAGCUGCGUGAAUUCAACAUCUGUGGCCGUUGCCAGGUAGCACGAUACUGUGGCUCCCAGUGUCAACAGAAAGACUGGCCAGCCCAUAAGAAGCAUUGUCAUGAGAAGAGGCGCCCACUGCAGCAGGAACUUGAACCAGAGCGAUGACCCCUCCCUUGCCCUGCCCCUCCUCACCCUCGCCCCGCAUGCUUUCGCCAUGUUUCAACAGUGGCGUCAGUUUUGUUUUGCACAAUUCAGACUGGACACAUAGUUCCAAAGGCACUGAAGAACAAAAAAUCCAGAAUGGACUUGGGGAGGUCUCUGAGAAGAGGGGGGCUGGGGCUUCUCUCCUUAUGAUUGAUCGCUAAAGAAGACUAUGGAGUUCCUAGCUGGAAGCUUCUGUCUAUAUUUAUAUGUUGAUAUGUAUUUGAACAAAAUCUUAUGUACAGUUUUUUAUGUUGUAAAAUCUGAUCUGUUUGAAGUUCGGUGAUAACGUGUAGCUGAACAGAGUUACCUAAAUACAAAUGCAAUUUGCUCCGGUAGCAUUGUGUGACUCUGGGACAGCUUGCUGCUAACGCAAUUAUAGAGAAGAAAACAAAGACCCAGCUUACUGUGUGUUCCAGAGAUUACACUAAUGCCAGGUCUCUGGAACUUGUUUACUUGGUGAGGAAAAAGAUAACAGAUCGAAAGCAUUUUAGCCUUGUAUAGGGAAAGAGGACUAAUAGGUUACAGUGGCAGCUGCUAGAGUGUAUGGGUUUCACAAGCAUCUUUGUGGAUUCACUCUUGUAGCCCAUAUUGAACAGACUAUGCAGUCUGCCACUUGUCUUUGCGCUAAAGGUUAAGUUCAAUGUAGCACUGAUCAAACUCUGGGUGUGGUGCUGCUUAAAAUCAGUAUUUUUUCAGGUCAAAUCAAACUAUUGGGGAACAUAAGAAUUUAGAUAUAAGUUAUAUACUUAAUCUUAAUUCAAGACCUUAAGGCACAUAGUUAAGGACACAGCGGGUGUGGAUUAAUGGUACAGGAAUCCACUUGGUAGCAUGAAUUGCUUUAUAAAUGCGUCAGGUUCUGCUGGGAAGCCAUCUGAUAUUGGGCCAAAUUGUUCCUUGUCAGGCUUUGGUGAGAGGGUGAAAUUGAUAACUGCCCAUGACUCUGUCAUAUUUCAUGAAUGAGUAGCCUUUUAAAUUGAAAUCCAACUCUUGAGAUAGAAUUUGGUUCAGGUGCACAGUAUGAUUCCAUGCAUUUACAGAUGUUACGUCACUGAUUCCUCCCACUGCCCCAUGUAGCUCAGUGGUUCCAUGGGCAAAUUCCUAAGUAUUAGACAUGUGUUGUUUAACUUUUGGAUAUUUACCCUUGUUUCCCUGCCUUCUCAAGAAUGUGUGGCCCAGUUCACCUUGACCGUCAGCCAUAAGGCAGUGCUGGGAUGUGGCAUCUGUGAAUGUGACAUGUCCCUUUGGGAAAAGGACCAAGACAACUGGAUGACAUGGUAAAUCACACUGAACAGAUCCUGCUCAUUCUCCUCAUCACUGGGUAUUCAGUUCUGUUUGCUCCUUUCUGAACUGCAAGCAUACCUGAAGCCAGCUACAGUUUGGGUGUCAUUUUAAUGCAGCACAGAAAAUCCUAUUUAUCUUUGGACAUUUUUACAAGUAUUAAGUAUAUUUUUUUAAAAUUAGUAAGUUAUUUUCAUUGGAGUCAGCAGAUGGCUGGUAUCCAGUUUAAAUACUGCUGGUUAUCCACUGUGCUUGAGAGCAUGAUGGUUUUGUGCAUGUCUCGGCUGAGUGGGUUCCACAUAAGUAGGUGGUGGAUGGGUACACCUUGGAGGUCUUGCUCCCCAUAGCCAUAAUUGUACACUCUGUAAGGAUUUUAAAAGUAAAAUUUGUUCAGUUAGUCCCAAAUAUUUGCUCUCCAGUUAAUAAGAAGGGCAAAACUUUAACUGUGGUCUGGAACUUGAUUACUGGAACAAAUCUCCUUGCCCUUUUGCUAUGAUUGUCUUCUUCCAGUUGGGAAGGGAGAUUAGUUUGAGUAUAUCAGACAAGCAGAGACCCAUGAACUAAUAUGAAAGCUGCUGUACCUGUGUGCAUGUUUUAAAUGGGUUGCUGUUACUGUACUGUGCUGUUGCUGCGCCAAGCUUUGCUCUUUUUUUUCAAUUGAAGCCCAGACUUGUUCUUGUAAGAUUCAGAUACCUGUUUCAUGUACAAUAGAAUACUGUGGAUCUAGGCCAGUGCAAUCUUGCUACCCAACUAGUACACUGGGAUAUCUUGAUGGUUCACUGUCUAGUAAGUUUCACAUGGACAUUAAUACAGAUAAGCCACUAUAAUAAUGUUCUAUUGAUUUACUGCAGCUUCCUCAUUAGCAGGUGGGAUUAUUGUGGUAGCUCUCCACCAAACAUCGACUUGCCACCUUUUAUGUACAAGUGCCCUGAGGUUGCAUUAGAUUAUUUUUGAAAUUGAAUUUGGUGGCUCUAUUUAUAAUUUGAUGUACUUAAGCAAACUGGCCGACAAUACGACUUAGUUUGUAACUUCCGGUCUCGUUCUCAUUAUAUAGAACAUCUGUAUGUUUGAAAUCUCGCAAUAAUUAUCUUCCUUAGUAGGCUAAAUUUUAUUUUCAACAUGCAAUUAAAUAAAGCUAGUUUGUAUCUGGAUCCCAAGAAUAAUCUGAACUAUUUAGGUGUAACCAAGAUGUGUCACUGCAACUGUUUAAUGGGGUUUGCCUAUAUUCUCUCUGGCCAUUGAUUAGAAAUUGCCCCAGCUUUCGUGCAGCUGCAUGUCAAUAGUUGUGCAAAAUAGACUUUCUUUAACACUUCCUACUAAACUAAUUGAACUAAUGUGCUCUUGCUGCUUGGGGUAUUUCACACUAAGUGCAACUGCUGUGGUGUUUCAUUAGGUAAAAUUAUAUUUAGUAACUAGAGGAUCCCAGAUUGUGAAAUUCACACAAAAAAACAAUCUUCAGGUAAUAUAGUCUCUUUGGAUUUACUUCCGCAAACAAUUUUCUGAAAUGUAAUUGGAGUGUCCAUUGUUUUGUAAUGCAACUUGGUUUAAAUUAUGCCUAGUCCACUUAUUUCAUGGAUUUCCUCACUGCUAGUUAAGAGCUGUACUAAUUCUUGUGGAUAACACUGUGACGCGACUGGCUCCACCAAAUUGAGCUGUUCCCGGCAUAGUCAAAUGGGAUGUUAUUUAAGUAUGGCCAGACUGAUAAAGAGCCCAGAAAUGUAAUGAUGCUGUUCCAAUUCUAAUUAUUAUGUUAUGUGGUCGGCUGCAAAAAUGCAGAUCACUAGCCACUGCAGUGUUGCUGUGCCCUCAGUUUAUUUCAUGCACUGAAUACAGUUCCAUGCCUGUAUUUAAAAUUGUUAAA